Molecule: messenger RNA, 4463 nt
Organism: Chiloscyllium plagiosum (whitespotted bambooshark)
Lineage: Eukaryota; Metazoa; Chordata; Chondrichthyes; Orectolobiformes; Hemiscylliidae
Gene: kcnq2b
Product: potassium voltage-gated channel, KQT-like subfamily, member 2b
Biological process (GO): potassium ion transmembrane transport
Cellular component (GO): membrane; voltage-gated potassium channel complex
Molecular function (GO): voltage-gated potassium channel activity
Source: RefSeq, a predicted model, not a curated record
UGGAGGAGGAGGUGCUGAGAGGUUUCUGAGCCUGGAUUCAUUGUCUCCAGCUCGGUUUGGGGGUGGGAGGGGAGUUGGCUGACCGAGAGAGAGCAGAGGAAACACGCCCUCCCCCCCCCCCCCCUCUAGGGGGGGCAGAGCCAGUGCACAGCAUGAUCCCAGGGAAUCCCCGCUGGAGGCGGCCGGCGAGCUGAGAUGGUGCAGAAACCCAAGAGGAACGGGGAGGCUGGCGCUGGCCCCGGGGAGAAGCGGCUCCGGGUGGGCUUCGUCGGUAUCGAUGGAGGCCCCGAGGCUGCGCUCAGCGCCGGGGCGGACUCCUCCUGUACCCGGGACGGUGCUCUGCUCAUCGCCGGCUCAGAGGGCACCAAACGCGGCAGCAUUCUGGGCAAACCGCGCUCCGGUGGGCGCAAGCGACCCAAAAGGAACGCGUUCUACAGAAAACUGCAGAACUUUAUGUACAAUGUCCUGGAGAGACCCCGGGGAUGGGCAUUCAUCUACCACGCUUAUGUUUUUUUACUAGUCUUCUCUUGUCUGGUGCUGUCAGUUUUCUCCACGAUCAAGGACUAUGAGCAGCGAUCAGAAGGAGCUCUGUAUAUACUGGAAAUCGUGACGAUCGUGGUGUUUGGUGUGGAGUAUAUGGUCCGAAUUUGGUCUGCUGGCUGCUGCUGUCGGUACCGAGGAUGGCGAGGGCGACUGAAGUUUGCACGGAAACCGUUCUGUGUGAUCGAUGUCAUGGUUCUUGUGGCCUCCAUCGCUGUCCUUGCAGCAGGGACACAGGGCAAUGUCUUUGCCACGUCAGCCUUGAGGAGCUUGAGGUUUCUCCAGAUCUUACGGAUGAUCCGUAUGGACCGGAGAGGGGGCACCUGGAAACUGCUGGGAUCGGUCGUCUAUGCACACAGCAAGGAGCUGAUCACUGCUUGGUAUAUUGGCUUCCUGUGCCUCAUUCUCGCCUCUUUCCUGGUCUAUCUCGCCGAGAAAGAUGACAACCAAGAUUUUGCAACGUAUGCGGAUGCCCUCUGGUGGGGUUUGAUCACCCUGACAACCAUUGGAUAUGGAGACAAGUAUCCAGUCACAUGGAAUGGUCGACUCUUGGCUGCGACGUUUACUCUCAUCGGGGUCUCUUUCUUUGCCUUGCCAGCGGGGAUUCUGGGUUCUGGCUUUGCUCUGAAGGUUCAGGAGCAACAUCGACAGAAACACUUUGAGAAGCGGCGGAAUCCCGCGGCUGGUCUCAUCCAGGCUGCCUGGCGAUAUUACUCCACCAGUCUGGGCCGGACAGACCUCCAUGCCACUUGGCAGUGCUUUGAGCAGACGCUAACCGUCCCAAUGUACAGGCUGAUCCCUCCACUCAACCAGCUUGACUUACUACGGAACCUCAAGAGCAAAUCAGGACUCACUUUCAGGAAGGAGACUCUGGAGACCACACCCAGUAAACACAAAUCACGUCGUGAUUCCAUGUGUGGAAUGUGCUGCUCGGGAGAUCCUAGCAACAAGGUCAGCCUGAGGGAGCGGUUUUCCAGCCCUAAGGGCCCCAGCAGCAAAGGGAAAGGUUCCCCUCAGAGCACCGUGCGCCGCUCACCGAGUACAGAGCAGGCCAUCGAGGACAGUCCAGACAAGGUGCACAAAAGCUGGAGCUUCACCGACAGAACACGCUUCAGGCACACCUUCCGGCUGAAAGGAGCAGGCUCACGACAGAACUCCGAGGACCAUUCGAGUCUCCCUGAAGAGGACAUGCCAGACAACAGGAGCUGUCAGUGUGAGUUCAUCACAGAUGACCUCACCCCUGGACUGAAGGUUUCAAUCCGAGCCAUGUGCAUUAUGCGAUUUCUUGUUUCGAAACGGAAGUUCAAGGAGAGUUUGCGGCCGUACGAUGUCAUGGAUGUGAUCGAGCAGUAUUCCGCAGGCCACUUGGACAUGCUCUCCAGAAUCAAAAACCUUCAAUCCAGGAUAGAUAUGAUUGUGGGUCCCCCACCCCCUUCAACUCCCCGGCAUAAGAAGUUAAAGGGAAUCCUCACCACUUCUAAAGAUUCAAUCCAAUACUCUCCUAGAGUCGACCAGAUUGUAGGCCGCGGUCCCCAACUCCAGGAGAAGGACCGCACCAAGAUCCCAACGGAGCCUGAGGUCCCUGAAGACCCGAGUAUGAUGGGACGUCUUGGGAAAAUGGAAAGACAGGUCCAUUCGAUGGAGAAGAAGCUGGAUUUCCUGGUGAACAUAUACAUGCAGCGGAUGGGGAUCCCACAAUCCGAGACCGAGGCAUACUUUAUUUCCAAAGAGCCGGACCCAGCUCCUCCGUACCACAGUCCCGUGGACAACCGGGAGCUCUGCGAGAGGAACACAAGCACCAACAAAAUGUUGCGGUCGUGCAGCCUAACCGCACACAAGACGUACCCUGGACUUGGUGUACCAACGCUGGCUCCGAACGGCUGUCCACCAUCAACCUCAUCCCACCAACACUCAGCCAAUGGCCUGAGCCGGCGGAGCCAUGACACUCUGACCUUCAUGACCUCUCCAGUUGGCGACGGCACCACCUUUGUCAGAAUCCCGCCCCCGCCUUCUGUGUCGCACGAGAAGAUUUCGGGACAUGGUGGCUGCGGUAGGGGAGUGACGGAAUACAGUCGACAUGAUGACCACUGUUGCAAGCGUCAAGAGACUGCAUUGAAAGAAAGAGACAGUGACACCUCCAUCUCCAUUCCAUCCGUGGAUCAUGAAGAGCUGGAACGCUCCUACAGUGGCUUCAGCAUCUCGCAAUCAAAGGAGAACCUGGACAGCGUCAACAAUGCCCCUUAUGGUGGGGUCACGCCCUGGUCAAAGGUCAGACUGUACAUUGCGGAGGGCGAGUCAGACACAGACUCUGAAGCAUGCACCCCAUCUGGCCCUCCACCCAGAUCAGCAACGAGUGAGGGGGCACACUGUGACUUCACAUGGUCCUCAUCCAAAUAGACAAGGCCUCUGUUCAUUCGACGAGCAAAAGUGACACCAAGAAAGAGGUUACGUUCACAAUCACUGAUGAUAACGGUACUUAAUCUUUCUGGCAAAUACAACAGCAGGGUUGAGGAUACAAUUGGGGGAGUGUGGGGUGUGCAGUUGAAGAUUGUGAGCAAGGCUUUCAGGCCUACCAACUGGAAGAUGCUGGGCCCAUGUUGGUUCUCCACGGAUUCCUGAGGUGGCUGCUACUGCCAUGGCCUGAAUCCUCUCCCAUCGAUCCCUCACACCGCAUCAGGUAGAUGUCCUUCUGAAACCACUGGAGCGAUGGCCUGUGGCGCAGGAAGAAACUGGGCCUAGCUCCCAUUUGUCAUCAAGCUUGUGACCAAUGAAUGUAUGUGGAACACCUUCCCAAUGUCACAUGCAGCUGACAAAAAAAAAUGGGGAGAGAGAAAGCGUGACUCCUGGAAAAGGAGAGAACCCCUGGGAAGGUGGGACAUUCAAUAAACACUGAACAAUGCAAGCAUUAAAGUGGGCUGUAACAGAAGGAGCAAGAAUUGGAUUAGGGACAUGAUGGUGUCAGAUUAUUUAUAAAUUAGGAAGGGGAGUUGGGGUAGAGGAAUCCUUGGGGGGUGCAAACAACCCUUGAUGUCAUGCCAUUACUGAGAAAGGCCAGGUUCGGAACAGUGUAAAGCACGUUUUGUUUACUAUUCCUGGAUAUUUUCUCACCAACACCUGCUUAAACUUAAUUUCGUGUUACCCCAAAAUAUUUUAGCUGCUCGGGUUGGCUGAGAAGAUCUUUCUGGGGUUAGGGGAACAUGUCGGGUCAGUGCUAGGAAGGGAUAGGGUGAAAGUGGUGGCAGGCAGUCUCUCCCUUAGUGAGAGUGUUACCUGGCUGGGGCACUAUGUGUAUAUCCUUCAGGGAGUGGACCCCUCCUGUAACCCGCUUUCUGAGUUGAUCCUGAAGCAUUUUGGUCAGAAUCUUAUACUUAACUGAUAUUCAAUGACAUGGACUGAAUCAAGACAAGACCAUUUGGCCCAUUGAAUGCACUGUAUCUGUGCACGUUCUCUCGUUCAUGGCUUCCCCUCACUGCAAGGAGAACUUAGCUCUUUUAGAAUCAUCCUGUUCAUAUCUUCUAACUCUCAAUCCCCUUUUUAAAACAGAUUUGGCUCUCAUAUUAUAGAUGUAAUUUGACUUUCAAUCAAUCCUCCCUCAGUCUUUUCUCCAGUGCCUUGUUCCCACAGUUUGAGUAGCAAGUGAGUGCGUUGAUGGAUUUGAUCCCUACACAGGCCAAGCGUGCAUCUUCAAAAUGAGAGAGCACUUUUAAGUUGUGUCCAUCACUCUGUUACCCUGAAACCUGCCUUGCUGUACACCACAGAGUGAACAUUCCACUUGGCUGUGGGAAUUUAAACCAGGCCUUAUCUACACCUUAAGGGAAACCAAACAGGCCUCAGGUACCUCUGAGCCAAAAGACUUGGGUUUCAAAUCCCACUGCAGGAUCAGAACAAAAACAACCAGAGCUCACACUUCAGUUCUCUGUGAU